Molecule: messenger RNA, 1508 nt
Organism: Morus notabilis
Lineage: Eukaryota; Viridiplantae; Streptophyta; Magnoliopsida; Rosales; Moraceae
Exons: 10
Coding region: 184-1275 (363 amino acids)
Molecular function (GO): catalytic activity
Source: RefSeq, a predicted model, not a curated record
UUCCCUCUAUUUUCUGACGCGUCCUGGGCUGACUGACAAGUUUCGGAACGUAAAAAUAAUAAUAAUAAAAAUAUUAUAUCUCACGCACCUAUUCUCACCGUCUUCUUUUUUUCCUUCUGUUUGAGAAAAGUUUGAACGUCAACUGAUUUCUUCCCAUUUUGUAUAUUGUUUUGAACCGGAAAAAUGACGGCUUUCAUGUGGGUUUGUUCGCAAUCCCCGCAAACAAUGGCGGCGAUAACAGCAAAGAAAUGUGGAAGCGUAAGGAGUCUCAUGGAUAGAAAUGGUGGUGAAUGUAAUGGGUUUCCGUCGUUUCUUCCGAAAGAGGUGCAAAAUAUUAAAGACCCAUUUGCACGAAACCUGGCUCAGAGGAUUGAGAGGCUUCCCGUGAAGUGGCAGUUUGGAGAUUCUAGUAGUUAUACUAUGAGCAGUUGUGUGAAACCACUCAAAAGAAGGGAGACCAAUCCAGUAGUUCUUCUCCACUGUUUUGACAGUUCUUGUUUGGAAUGGAGAUGCGCACACCCAUUGCUUGAGGAGGUUGGUUUGGAGACGUGGGCUGUAGAUGUUCUGGGAUGGGGUUUCUCCGAUUUAGAAAGGCUUCCACCAUGUGAUGUGGCAUCCAAGCGUAAUCACCUUUAUCAGUUCUGGAACUCCUACAUCAAGAGGCCAAUGGUAUUAGUUGGACCAAGCCUUGGUGCUGCUGUUGCAAUUGACUUUGCAGUCAAUUAUCCAGAAGCUGUCAAAAAGUUGGUCUUGAUUAACGCAAGCGUCUAUGCAGAGGGCACUGGUAACCUAGCAAAAUUGCCGAAGAUGGUAGCCUACGCUGGGGUGUCUUUCUUGAAAAGCAUGCCACUGCGCUUUUAUGCAAACAUACUAGCCUUCAAUGGCAUUUCUUUAGCUACAACCUUAGAUUGGACUAAUGUUGGCCGAUUACACUGUCUACUGCCUUGGUGGAAAGAUGCAACAGUCAGUUUUAUGAGAAGUGGGGGUUAUAAUGUUGCUGGCCAAAUUAAACAGGUGAAGCACAAAGCACUUAUCAUUUGCGGCGAGAAUGAUCAAAUUAUCAGCUACAAGCAAACAAUGAGGUUACAUUGCGAGCUUUCAGAUUCGAAAAUGAGACUAAUACCGGAAAGUGGCCAUCUUCCUCAUGUCGAGAAACCCGUCUCAGUUGCGCAGUUGAUUGAAGAGUUUGCUCGAGAUGAUAAUGCUGACAGGCCCAUUGCAAAAUUUUCAGGACUUGAGAUCCCUGCCGAGGCAUAUUCUACUUCUACUCCUUAAUGGUUAAUUGUACAUUCGUUUUAGAACUUGAUUUUGUUGCUUAUGCCUUGCAUAUAUAGAAAUAAGGGUGUACAGUAAUAGACUUGUUUCAGAUAUCCAUAGACUAAAAAAAUUGUGUAAGGUAGCAAAACUUACUAGCACAGGGUGUACCGUGUACAAGCUUCCCACAAUUUAACAGUGAAGAUUUUGAUCUCCACCUAAAAAACGACACUUAAUUUAUCAUCUUAAUAGUU